Chiroxiphia lanceolata (lance-tailed manakin) is the source of this 10072-nucleotide messenger RNA. RefSeq names its product tectorin alpha (gene TECTA). Gene Ontology annotation, molecular function: protein binding. NCBI's taxonomy places the organism in Eukaryota, Metazoa, Chordata, Aves, Passeriformes, Pipridae. Bases 2247 to 8717 code for a protein of 2156 amino acids. The transcript has 25 exons. The record is from RefSeq and is a predicted model, not a curated record. Gene Ontology annotation, biological process: cell-matrix adhesion.
AAAAAAAAAAAAAAAAAAAAAAGUGUCCUGAGCUUUGCCCUUUUGUGUUCCCCUCGAAGCAAAACGUUCCUGUGGGUCUGACCCAGGUGUUUAACUCGCAGCUUUGGCGCAGUGAGAGCUGCCGGGGUGUAUUUGUGCUGCUGGUGUGUGUGCUGAGAGCUCAGGCACAGCCACCUCACCUGUGAUGGUGCUUUUUGAAAGGAGAAGGAAGAUUCUAGUCCUCUCCUGGACUGUAUUUCUCCGUGGCUGUGAUUCAUCUCCACUUCCAGGUGAGGAACGAGGCUUGAGAUCACUGUUUUCUGCUCCAUGUCCUCACUGGGACUGGCCUUGGGGGUAAAACAAGUUCCAUCCUCGUGGCCUGCACCAAAUAACCCUGGGGAGAGGCAGGAGGAAGAAGAAUGUCCCUCCAGAUGGGACAGAGCUCCUGGCAAACCCCUCCCAGGUGUCUCCCAGCUGUGCUGGGUCCCUUGAAAUGGGAAUGCCUGUGGUUGCUCUGCUGAGAUGAAGCAGCCAGAGAACCUUUUGCCUCAUCUUUUCAUGCUUGUUUUUUCUUGAGGUCAGGCAUGGGAGGAAGUUUUCUGCUGGAAGAAUUAAAAAAAAAAAAAAAAAAAAGAGAAGUGUUUGGUUGUUCAGCUCUGAUGUGUCCAGCACUGCAUGAUGGGAACAUCCCCUGCCAAAAGAAAACAGCCUGGAAGACAAAGUCCUCCCAAAAGAGACAGUGAAACCUAAUCAAACUUCAUCAGUGUGGUCUUGCCCAGGACAAACAGGACCAGAAUAUUAAACUGGAAAAGGAGCAGAGGGAAACCUAUUUUCACCAAUUUUCUCUGUGUUACAAAACAGAAGGAGAGGAGUCAAUUGAUUUUCCUGUGGCUGGUAAUGUUUAAAAUGAAGAGCCAGGGUGCAUGGAGUGGCAGGCUGGAAGUAAUGGGUCCCUGGAAUAUCAAUGCUGAUAUCCCCCUGCCCUCCUAAAAUAGUUGUUGGUUUAGAAAAGGGCACAAAUAAAUUUAAAAAAUGAAAGACUCUUGUUAGCAAGGCCACGUUUGGAGGAUGAAGAAAAAGCAAACUCCAGGAUUUGCUGUGGGGGUGUUGUGUUGCCUGGUGCCCCUGAUGUGCUGAAGGAAACUGCUGAUGUAAGAUGCAGCACUUUGGGGGUGAACUUGCUAAACACACUUCUAGGAGCCCCCAGGCUCUUGGAAAACAAAAAGUCUGGGCUUCUCUGGUUCUUGUUGGGCUGCUGGCAUUCCUGUGCCCUCUCCAUUCCUGACAAAGGGCAGGGAGAGGGUGUACAGGGAACACAGGAGGAAUAACUAACUCCUAGCAGGGAAAAUAAAAGGCACCCACCCAGAAAGUCAGAAAGGAAAAGCCAAGGUCAGUCUGUUUUCCCAUGAUGGGUUGGAGCUCUGCCUGUCCUACCUGAGUCUUGCUGCAGGCUGGAAAAUCAGCUCUAAUGUGGCUCUGCUGGUGGCAUCCUUCACCCCUCAGCUGCUAUUCCACCUCUCCCUCUCUCAUCUGACGUGGAUCUGAACGCAAUGAAAGUGGUUGAAUUCUUUUCCCAGGGUACAGAAAAUGAGGAACUUUGGUCAGCUCACCCCAGCUACUCCCACAGCCCAGAGCUAGCUGUGUAUCAUCUAUCAGCCCAGAUGCCAGGGGCAGGGAAAAUCCCUGUGGAAAUUGCAGGUUAUAGGAGUGAAAACAGUAAUAACACUCACACCAGUCCCCCAGUGAGACUCCCCACCAGCAGCAGCCAGCCCUUCCAGAGCAGGUGGAAACAGGAACAGCAAGGAAAGCUUCCCUGGGAGAUCUGGAGAGAGAACACUGGACUGGGAGGAAGGGGCUCAGUUCUUCUGAGGGUUGGGUUUUCUUUCCCCUGAGCAGCACAGCAGCGAGCCCAGCUCCGGCUCGCUGGCAUUUCCAUCUGAAUCCACCUGAAGGGGGUGAGCUUUUGGGGAAGAAAGAGGCUCCUCUCCCUCUCCAGGCCAGAAUCUGAUCUCCAGAUUAGCUUGUUGGUUAUCAAUAGAGGCAACAGUUGUGAUUGCAACUCAACACUGCUCCAGCCCUGGAAGAGCAUUGACAGAAAGGGAGUUUUCAAUUGGGAGAGCAGGGGACUGAGCCAUCCUUUCAGUCCCCAGCAAGGAUUGGCACGGGAGGACCGGCAUGCAUUCUCCAUUGACAUAGGACUUCACCCUGCUCCACCAAGAUUGGUCUAAAAUUUCAGACCUGAUCGCACCUCUAGUCCACGAAACAGGAUGAACAAACGAUCGUUUCUGGGAACCUGGGUGGCCCUUUUGGUGAUAACAGCCCGGCAGCGAGCUCACACCAUGGGGAGUCUGUAUCCAUUCUGGCAGAACGACACAAGAACACCCAAAGUUGAUGAUGGAAGCUCUCCCGAGAUCAGGAUCUCCGUCCCUUUCAUCUAUUUUGGAGUCCCCUACAGAAGCAUUUAUGUGAACAACAACGGGGUGAUCUCCUUCAACACGCUGGUCAGCCAGUUCACCCCCGAGACCUUCCCGCUGGCCGACGGCCGCGCCUUCGUGGCGCCGUUCUGGGCCGACGUGCACAACGGCAUCCGGGGGGACGUCUACUACAGGGAGAGCACGGACCCCAGGCUGCUCAGGAGAGCCUCCAAGGACGUCCACAAGCACUUCAAGGACAUGGCCUCCUUCUCUGCCACCUGGGUCUUCAUUGUCACCUGGGAGGAGGUCACGUUCUACGGGGGCAGCAGCACGACCCCGGUGAACACUUUCCAAGCUGUCCUGAUCUCAGAUGGAGUGUCUUCCUUUGCCAUAUUUAACUACCACGAAAUCAGCUGGACCACGGGGACAGCCAGUGGAGGGGACCCCCUGACUGGUCUCGGUGGGGUGAUGGCCCAGGCUGGUUUCAAUGGAGGAAACCUCACCAACUUCUUCAGCCUCCCGGGCUCCAGAACUCCAGACAUUGUGAAUAUCGAAGAGACAACCAACGUGAACGUCCCUGGGCGCUGGGCUUUCAAAGUAGAUGGCAGAGAAAUAGACCCUGCCAAUGGCUGCAGCCUGAGAGGGCAGUUUCUCCGCCAAGGGGAGAUCUUUUGGGACAACGCCAACUGCAGCACCAAGUGCCGCUGCCUGGACUUCAGCAAUGAGAUCCUCUGCCAGGAGGUGGCUUGCGGCCCCUUUGAGGCGUGUGAGAGCAAGGCCAGGUUCUUCCAGUGCGUGCCGGUGGAGAGCAGCACCUGCGUGGUGUUCGGAGAUCCUCAUUACCACACCUUCGACGGCUUCCUCUUUCACUUCCAGGGUUCCUGCUCCUACCUCCUCGCCAGGCAGUGCUGGCCAGGCUCCCACCUGCCCUACUUCAACGUGGAGGCCAAGAAUGAGAACCGAGGCGGCUCCUCCGUCUCCUGGCUCAGGGAUAUUUUUGUGGAGGUCUACUCGCACAAGAUUGUUCUCCCCAAGGGUGGCUUUGGGAAGGCAAAGGUGGAUGACCUGGUGGUGUCCCUGCCCAUCUCUCUGGAACUGGGUGCUGUCAAAGUCUACCAAAGUGGCCUGUCCACCGCCCUGGAGACUGACUUUGGCCUGCUGGUGACCUUUGAUGGAGAACACUACGCCUCUGUCUCCGUGCCGGGCUCGUACAUCAAUGCCACGUGCGGUCUGUGUGGGAAUUACAACAAAGACCCCGAGGACGAUAUCCUCCGCUCAGAUGGGAGGUUGGCCACGUCCGUGCCAGAGCUGGGAGAGAGCUGGCAAGUGCCACAUCCCGAGAGGAGAUGCUCCACGGGCUGCUUGGAAAACUGCAGCCUCUGCGACGCCGCCACCGAGUCCCUGUAUUUCACCCCCGAGUACUGCGGCUUCAUCAACAAGACUGGGGGCCCUCUCUGGGAGUGCAGCUCGGUCGUGGACCCCACUGCCUUCAUCCACAGCUGUGUCUAUGACCUCUGCAGUGCCCCUGUGCCAAGGGAUAACGGCACUGGGCUGUGCCAGGCCAUCCAGGCGUACGCCACGGUGUGCCAGUCCCUGGGCAUCUCGGUGGGAGAGUGGCGGACACAGACGGGGUGUGCAACAGCCGUGCAGUGCCCAGAGCUCAGCCACUACUCGGUGUGUGCCAGCAGCUGCCCUGCCACGUGCUCAGACCUCACAGCCCCGCUGGCCUGUGCCUCCCCCUGCACCGAGGGCUGUGAGUGCGACGAGGGCCACGUGCUGAGCCGGGACCGCUGCGUGCCCGUCCCGCAGUGCGGCUGCGACGUGGACGGGCGGUACUACCCCGUCGGGGAGUCCUUCUGGGCAUCCACGGACUGCACCGUGCGGUGCCAGUGCGAGGAUGGAGGGGAGGCCAAGUGCUUCAACACCACCUGCCCCGAGGGAGAGAUCUGCACCAUCGAGGGCGGCCACCGCGGGUGCUUCCCCCGGCGGGAGACCGUGUGCUUGGUGGGGCAGAGCCAGGUGCUGCAGACGUUCGAUGGCAUCACCUUCCCCUACCCGCUGGAACAGUCCUACACGCUGCUCAAAACCUGCCCGGAGAGGCCAGACUUCAUCGAGGUGGACAUCAGCCAGAAGAAGGUGGGAUCUGCUCCCAACGGGCCACGCGUGCUGCGGGUCCAGGCAGCCGGCCAGGAGGUGAAGAUUGGAGGCACCCGCCUGUCAGACAUUAAGGUGAACGGUUAUGAUGUUGAGCUGCCCUAUUUCCACCCCUCUGGACGCCUGGAAAUCUACCGUGGAGACAAUGGCACCAUGCUGGAGUCAGAGGGGCUCUUGGCCAUCAGCUACUACGGCUCAGGGCUCCUGGAGAUCCGCCUCUCCACCUCCUACUUCAACUGCACCGGGGGCCUCUGCGGCCUCUUCAACGGCAACGCCAGCGAUGAGUUCAACCUGCCCACGGGCAAAUUCACGGACAACCUGGAGCUCUUCCUGGAGAGCUGGACCACCUUCGACGAGAUCUGCAACGGGGAGUGCGGGGACCUCCUCAUGGCCUGCAACAACGACUCGGAGCUGCUCAAGUCCUACCGGAGCCGCUCCAACUGCGGCAUCAUCAACGACCCCACCAACAGCUCCUUCCUGGAGUGCCACAGCGUGGUCAACGUCUCAGCCUACUACAGGACGUGCCUCUUCCGCCUCUGCCAGAGCGGGGGCAACGUGUCAGAGCUGUGUGACUCGGUGGCACGCUACGCCAGCGCCUGCAAGAACGCCGACGUGGACAUCGGCCAGUGGAGGAGCCACAGCUUCUGCCCUCUGGCCUGCCCGGAGAACAGCCACUUUGAGGAGUGCAUGAGCUGCGUGGAGACCUGUGAGAGCCUGGCCUCGGGCCCCGUGUGCACGGACACCUGCACCGAGGGCUGCCAGUGCGACGAGGGCUUCGCCCUGCGCGGCGCCCGCUGCAUCCCGCGCGGGGAGUGCGGCUGCAGCUUCGAGGGGCGGCAGCUGGCCACCAACCAGACCUUCUGGAUGGACAUCUCCUGCCACUUCCUCUGCUACUGCAACGGCUCCGACAACAGCGUGUACUGCGAGAAUGUCUCCUGCAAGGACGACGAGUACUGCCUGGAGGAGAACGGCCUCUACUACUGCCACGCCCGCACCGACGCCUCCUGCAUCAUCUCCGGCUAUGGCCACUACCUGACUUUUGACGGCUACUCCUUCGACUUCCAGAGCAGCUGUGAGUUGAUCCUGUGCACCACGAUCUCCAGGCCCAGGGUGGAGCGCUCGGACACGUUCCCAGCGUUCACUGUCACGGCCAAGAAUGAGGACCGGGACACCUCUCUGGCCCUGUGGGUGAAGCAAGUGGAAGUGGAGGUCUUUAACUACAACAUCGUCAUCCACCGUGCCUACAAAUACACCGUGCUGAUCAAUGAUGAGCGUCUCUACCUACCCCUGAAGCUGGGCCAGGGCAAAGUGAACAUCUUUGCCUUCGGCUUCCACAUCGUGGUUGAGACCGACUUCGGGCUGAAGGUGGUGUACGACUGGAAGACCUUCCUCUCCGUCACCAUCCCACGGGGCUUCCAGAACCUCACCUACGGCCUCUGUGGCCGCUACAACGGCAACCCCGAGGACGACCUGGUGGCCUCUGGUGGCACAAUGGCCACCAGCAUCGCUGACUUUGUCCAGAGCUGGGCCAAGAGGGACACGUUCUGCCGCGUGGGCUGCGGCGACCGCUGCCCGGCCUGCGGGAAGGUGGAAGGCUUCUGGAAGCCCCAGCAGCUCUGCAGCCUCAUCCCGAGCCAGAGCGGGGUCUUUGCCAAGUGCCACAGCAAGAUCAACCCCGGCUUCUUCUACAAGAACUGCCUGUUUGACACCUGUGUGGAUGGGGGAGCCAUGCAGACAGCCUGCAGCUGGCUGCAGAACUACGCCAGCACGUGCCAGACGCAGGGGAUUGCCAUUACUGGCUGGAGGAACUUCACCUCGUGCUCUGUCAGCUGCCCCCCCAACAGCCACUACGAGAGCUGCGUGUCCCUGUGCCAGCCCCGCUGUGCCGCCAUCCGGCUCAAGAGCGACUGCAGCCACUACUGUGUGGAGGGGUGUCAGUGUGACCCCGGCUAUGUCCUCAAUGGCAAGAGCUGCAUCCUGCCCCACAACUGUGGCUGCUACUCCGAUGGCAAGUACUACGAGCCCAAGCAGCUCUUCUGGAACGGGGACUGCACCCGCCGGUGCCGCUGCUUCCGGCGCAACCUGAUCCAGUGCGACCCUCGGCACUGCAAGUCGGACGAGGAGUGUGCCCUGCGCAACGGCGUCCGCGGCUGCUUCAGCACCCGCAGCUCCUUCUGCCUGGCGGCGGGAGGGGGCGUGUUCCGCACCUUCGACGGCGCCUUCCUCCGCUUCCCCGCCAACUGCGCCUUCGUCCUCUCCACCAUCUGCCAGAAGCUGCCCGACUUCUCCUUCCAACUCAUCAUCAACUUCGACAAGUGGUCCUCGCCCAACCUCACCAUCAUCUCCCCCGUGUACUUCUACAUCAACGAGGAGCAGAUCCUCAUCAGUGACAGGAACACUGUCAAGGUGAACGGCAGCCAGGUGAGCAUCCCCUUCGUCACGGGGCUCUCCACCAAGAUCUUCAGCCAGGAGGGCUUCCUGGUCAUCGACUCCAGCCCGGACAUCCAGAUCCGCUACAACGGCUUCAACGUCAUCAAGAUCACCAUCGGGGAGCGGCUGCAGAACAAGGUGUGCGGCCUCUGCGGCAACUUCAACGGCGACCGGACGGACGACUACGCGACGCUGCGGGGGAAGCCGGCGGUCAGCAGCGUGGUGCUGGCCCAGAGCUGGAAAACCAACGGCAUGCAGAAGAGCUGCAACGAGCUGCAGUACUCGCAAUACGCCGCCUCCUGCGACAACGUCCAGAUCCAGGAGCUGCAGAGCGACAGCUACUGCCUCAAACUGACGGACAUGAAGGGCUUCUUCCAGCCCUGCUACGGCCUCCUGGACCCGCUGCCCUUUUAUGAGUCCUGCUUUCUGGACGGCUGCUACAACCACAAGAAGGUCCAGCUGUGCGGCUCGCUGGCCGCCUACGGGGAGGCCUGUCGCACCUUUGGCAUCCUGGGCACCGAGUGGAUCGAGAAGGAGAAUUGCUCAGGAGUGGUGGAAGAUCCCUGCGUGGGCGCCGACUGCCCCAACCGCACGUGCGAGCUGGACAACGGCGGGGAGCUGUGCGGCUGCAUCGAGCCCCCGCCCUAUGGGAACACCACCCACGACAUCAUUGAUGCGGAGGUGACCUGCAAAGCCGCCCAAAUGGAGGUGUCCAUUUCCAAGUGCAAACUGUUCCAGCUGGGCUUUGAGCGUGAGGGGGUGCGGGUCAACGACCGCCACUGCCCCGGCAUCGAAGGGGAGGACUUCAUCUCCUUCCAGAUCAACAACACCAAGGGCAACUGUGGCAACCUGGUGCAGUCCAACAGCACACACAUAGUGUACAAGAACACGGUGUGGAUCGAGAGUGCAAACAACACAGGCAACAUCAUCACCCGGGACCGGACCAUCAACGUGGAGUUCUCCUGUGCCUAUGAGCUGGACAUCAAGAUCUCCUUGGAUUCAGUUGUGAGGCCGAUGCUCAGUGUGAUUAACCUGACGGUGCCGACGCAGGAGGGGAGCUUCACCACCAAGAUGGCCCUGUACAAGAACUCGUCCUACAAGCACCCUUACCGGCAGGGCGAGGUGGUGCUCACCACCCGGGACGUGCUCUACGUGGGGGUCUUUGUGGUCGGGGCCGACUCCAACCACUUGAUCCUGAUGCUGAACAAGUGCUACGCGACCCCCUCCCGGGACAGCAACGACAAACUGCGCUACUUCAUCAUCGAGGGAGGGUGCCAAAACAUAAAGGACAACACCAUUGGCAUCGAGGAGAACGGGGUGUCCUUGACGUGUCGCUUCCACGUCACCGUGUUCAAGUUCAUCGGGGACUACGACGAGGUUCACCUGCACUGUGCUGUCUCACUCUGUGACUCGGAGAAAUACUCCUGCAAAAUAAACUGCCCCCAGCACACGAGGAUGGCCAGCGCGUUCGCCGAGGAGUCCAAGGAGCAGAUCCUCUCAGUGGGGCCUAUCAGGAGGAAGCGGUCGGACUGGUGCGAGGACAACGGGGGCUGUGAGCAGAUCUGCACGAGCCGGGCGGACGGACCCCUGUGCAGCUGCGUGACAGGGACACUGCAAGGGGACGGCAAGAGCUGCAGGGCCUCCAGCUCUUCAGGGGAGCACCGUGCCCAAGUGACCCCUCUGGUGGUGGCCCAGCUGUGGCUGUGGCUGCGCGCGGCUCUGCGGGACCUGACCUCGUAGGCGCGGCUCUGCCGCCCCGCCAAAAACUGUUCUCGCGUCAGCCUGAGUCUUUGUAGGGUAGGAGACAGCCCCCCCACAGUGGCCACGCUGCCUCCAACCCUCUGCUGUGAGGAGAGAAGAGGGAUGUGACCCGGAGAGAGCUCGGACGUGAAGGUGGCACGUGGCGGGCGCAGCGGCAGCAACGGCGAGACAGAGCUGGAUGUCUGCCCGUGGGACUGGGCUUUGGGGUUUUUUUUUACAGGUUUAUAUCAUUGGUGUGGACUCAAGGAGGGGUUUUUGCAGCUUUUCCCCAGGCUUUCCCUUCCAGCUGCACUGUAGGUGGUCCACUCCGCUGUCAGUAGCGUGGGACAGGCCGGAGCGUGUGUCCCUUUGCACGGACAGCUGUGGGUCUCCACAGUCCUUGGGAGCUGCCAUCAGGGUUUUGGGAGCUCGUGGACUCAGCCAGAGGUAGGUGUUGGGGCACAGGUUGUGGGCCAGAGCAGUGCAUUGUCACCACUGGAUGUUGUGACACCUUGGGACCGUGUCACCCUCUGCCUCUCCGGUGCUGAGGUGUGUGCUGGAGAGCCAAACUCACCCCCAGGGCUCUGGAAGUCUUGGUUUUGUGCUGCAGUGCUUGACAAGUCAGUCUCAAUAUUUGGAAAGAGGUGCUUUCUGGUGGGCAGGAACAAGAGCCAGGGAAAUGGGGGGUGGAAUUCCCUGCUGUGUUUUUGUGAUGGGCCGCGGCAGAGUUGUUUGAGGGUCAGAGCAGGGUUGGGGUCUGCUUGCACAGGGCAGCAGCAUUGGGGUGCCUGGUGGAGCAGCCUUGGGGUGCUGGUGGGUGUGGGGGGGCUGUGUUGGUGUCUUGUCUUGUGUUUGUACUCUGUGAAACGGCUGCGUGGGAAUAAAAAGUGUUGUAAUCCUUGGUAAGCGCCGUGGUCCCGUGUGGUGGUGGCCAGGACCGAGAGAGGCAGCUGGGCCUGGAAGGGCUCUGGGGGUGGAACGAGUCCCUGGGAGGGUGGGCAGGGUUUUGGGGUGCCAGGCAGAGGCUGCAAAGGGGUCACAGCAGAGCGGAGGGUCUGGGUUGGGGCAGGUUUGCCAUGAGAUGGGCUGGGAUGCCGGGCUGAAGGUGCAGAGGAGAUGGGUUCUGGGGCAGGAGGAGGGCACUGGUUCCCCUUGCCUCAAGGGGAGAGGUGUUGUGGACUCCUUUUGUCCUCUGCACCUCAUGCCCUCUGUGUUUUAGCUCUCAGUUCUCUCCUUCAUCCCUCUUUUCUACCUCUCUGCUGCCUCAUUCCCCCCUCUCUCUGUGCUCCCUCUUUGUGCCUCUUCACUCUCUGCUUGGUCUCUGCUCCCUGUUUGUGCCUCUCCUCUCUGCCCUG